CUCAGGCCGGCGAGUCCUCAGGUUUCACGUGGAUUUACCUAGUAAUGGAUGGCACCACCAAGGCCAGAUUGGGAAAGCACAGCCUCGAGGACACCAGGGGACUGAAAACUUCAAAAAGAAGACUCUUUUUAUUAAUAUUUUGGAGUUCUUUCUUCAGAGAUACUUUUGGGAUGUAGCCUUCACCUAUUUCCUGAAUCUGACAUCCAAACGCCUUUUGGAAAGCACCGUUCUAAAUUUAUCCUCUUCUGAAUCAUCGCUUCUGAUAGAUGCAGUUGCCUUGUUUACAUUGUGAUAUUUGAUUUUUUGUACAGCGUUACUUGGGCUAACUUUGGAUAUUUUACUUUUUGUUUAGCAUUUGAAAGUAGUUUUCAUGGAAUAGAGACUCAAAAGAAAUUACUCAAGGACAUCCAAAGUCAGAUUAGAGGAUAUAGCGUGUUUCUUUUUUCAAUUAAAAAAAAAAAAUAAGGAAUUGCAGUGUGAUUUCCCCGUCCCCUUUCGCUUAGAGGAACAAGGAUUUCACAGAAAUUUGAAAUUUCAACAAGAAAAACUUAAACUUCGUGGGAUUCCCACAUCAAAGAAAAGUUCCAAGUUUUCAGAAAGAGUUCUCAUUUGACAAUAAAGAAAAACUCACUUCCCGCAAAAGUAGAUUCGAUGCUGAAAUUUUAACUACACUUCCUAAAGUUGAAAUAAUUUGGGGAUAGAAAAGUUGCAGAAUUAAGAAAACUCUUUGAACCAAAGAAAGAACCUUCAGAAAUGAAAAGAAAAGAGAGAAUUGCAAGGCGCCUGGAAGGGAUUGAAAAUGAAACCCAGCCCAUCCUCUUGCAGAGCUGCACAGGAUUAGUGACUCAUCGCCUCCUGGAGGAAGACACGCCCAGAUACAUGAGAGCCACAGACCCUGCCAGCCCCCACACUGGUCGAUCAAAUGAAGAGGAAGAAAUGUCUAAAUCUUCUUUAGAAAAACAAGUUCAAUCCAAAUAUUGCACAGAAACCCCAGGGGUCCAUGGCGAUUCACCGUAUGGUUCAAGUACCAUGGACACCCACAGUCUUGAGUCCAAAGCUGAAAGAAUUGCAAGGUACAAAGCAGAAAGGAGACGUCAGCUGGCAGAAAAAUAUGGGCUGACUCUGGAUCCUGAAGUAGACUCUGAAUAUUCAUCUCGGUAUACCAAGUCUAGGAAAGACCCUGAUGCUGUUGAGAAACGGGGUGGAAAAUGUGAGAAGCAAGAAAAAUCAAGCAAAGAUUUGAGUUCUCCAUACUCCAGGACUGAGACUAUGGGGCUCAGGACCUGUGCAGUGGAAUCCAGGGACUAUGCCCUCCACAGAAGUGAGGUUUCUGAUAAGGAGGUGCUGCUAAAUAUAGAAAACCAAAGAGGAUGUCAAGAGCUGAGUGCCACCCGGCAGGCUCAAGACCUGUCCCCAACAGUUGAGAGUUCCUCAUCCUUCUCAUUCUCUGGGCGAGACUCUUCCUUCGCUGGGCGAGACUCCUGCUUUACUGAAGUGCCAAGGUCCCCAAAGCAAAUGUCCAGCUCCUCUCUUCAACAUCCUGCCUCCCUGAGCCACUCCAGUGGUGACCAGACACUGGCCCCAGAGGCUCGGUCCAGCACAGGGAAGCUCAAACAUGAGUGGUUUCUCCAGAAAGAUUCUGAAGGGGACACACCUUCUCUUAUCAACUGGCCUUCCAGAGUUAAAGUUAGAGAAAAGUUGGUGAAAGAGGAGAGUGCUCGCAGCAGCCCUGAGCUUGCCUCAGAGUCCUUAGCUCAGAGGAGACAUCAGCCGCUGUCAGUCCAUUACCUAUCCUUUCAGUCAGAAAACUCAGCCUUCGAUAGGGUCUCGAGCAAAGCAGUGAGCUCUGUGAGACAGCCAAGCCGUGGCUACGUCCAGCCAGUGGACCCCGUGCACACCGUCAAGCUGGUGACCGCAGAGACCCCAGAAAGUGCGUCUGAGUGCAGCAGGGCAGGAUCAGCUAUCCCAAAUGUCAUCAAGCCUUCCACCUCAAAGGUUCUAGAAGAUGAGAAAGAAGAUGCCCCCGUCCUUCAUAUUUCUGAAUCUAAAGAAGAAGAUGAUGUGCUCUUCACUGAAGCUCUGGAGAAAAACCAGAAAACACUCUUGACCUUGGAGGAGGGUGGGCUUGCAAGCAGUCACAAAGCCUCCUCUGGGAACGAAGACUUGGGGCAGCAGCCUGCUGUUAGCACAGUCUCCUUAGAACCUCAGAAGGAACCUCAAGUUCAGCUCCAGCCUGCUGAGAGAAUGGGCCGAAGUGAAAUGGUUUUAUAUGUUCAGAGUGAGCCUGUGUCCCAGGAGGCCACACCAACCAGUCGCCAAAAGGGAGCACCUCCGAAGAAGCACAAGGUCCGUACCCGCUCGCUGUCCGAUUACACGGGUCCCCCUCAGCUCCAGGCCUUGAGGUGUAAGGACCCAGCUCCAAAGCGAGAGCUGGAGCCACAGAGUUCCAAGACCGAAGGGCCCAGUGCAGAAGCCAGCAUCCUAGACACCAAGGUCUCCGUGGCCCAGCUCCGAAAUAUGUUUCUGGAGUCUGCCAGAGCCAACAAGAAACCUGAACUCCAAUCACGGGUUGAGAAGUCAUCUGAAGGACUUGGCUUGCCUACCCGUAUGGAACGGGAGAGAGGGUCCCGGAAACCGAGACGCUAUUUUUCUCCUGGUGAAAGUAGAAAAACUUCUGAGCGAUUUAGAACUCAACCUAUAACCUCAGCAGAACGAAAGGAAUCGGAUAGGUAUACUUCAAGUUCAGAAAUGCCAACUGUUGAAGAUGAAGAAAAGGUAGAUGAACGAGCCAAACUGAGUGUUGCUGCCAAGAGGCUGCUUUUCAGGGAAAUGGAGAAAUCAUUUGAGGAAAAAAAUGUCCCAAAGAGAUGCUCGAGAAACCCAGCCGUGGAGCAAAGGCUGCGCCGCCUGCAGGACAGGUCUCACACCCAGCCCAUAACCACUGAGGAAGUCGUCAUUGCCACCACUGAAUCUAUCGCUGCUUCGUGUUCUGGGGUCACCCAACCUGUUAUGACGAGACUUCCUAGUCCUACUGUAGCUAGGAGCUCUGUGCAGCCCGCCAGAUUACAGGCAUCUGUUCACCAAAAGGCUUUAAUCAGGGACGAGGCAAAUGAGGGCAAAGAUUCUGCUGAACAAGGAGAACCUGAUUCCUCCACUCUGAGCUUAGCAGAGAAGUUGGCCUUGUUUAACAAAUUGUCCCAGCCGGUCUCAAGAACUAUUUCUACCCAAAACAGAAUAGACAUGAGACAGAGGAGAAUGAAUGCCCGCUAUCAAACCCAGCCCGUCACACUUGAAGAGGUGGAACAGGUUCAAAAUGGGAAACUCAUUCCCUUCUCACCUACUGUGAACACAUCUGUGUCCACCAUGGCCUCUACUGCCACCCCCAUGUAUGCAGGGGAUCUUCGGACAAAGCCACCUGUUGAUGACAGUACAGAUACCACUGACUAUAAGUUUCCUUCUCCGAUAGAAAAUGCAGACUCUCCAAUAAAAGGCAUUCUGAAAUCACAAGCCUGGCAGCCUUUGGCAGAGGGUAGUGGGAGCAAAGGAGUGAUGAGAGAAUUUGGAGAGACAGAAAGCAAGAGAGCUUUGGCUGGAGACAGUGGUAUGAAGAAGUACGGGUCCUAUGAGGAAACAGAACUAUCCUACCCUGUCGUUGGCAGAGUCAGGGAAGGGGAUGGCCAUAAGGACUCUAAAUACCCUGCUCCAAGGAAAGGAAGCCUGGAACUAGCUAACCCCCACAUCGCUCAUCUUAAUGAAGAACCAAAGGAAUUUUCCACUGCUAAAAGCAGUGCACAAAGAAACCUGGACUUGAAAGACAGGCAGCCCUUUGAGGAAAAGGUGGACAUGGAGAAUGUCACAAAAAGGAAGUUUUCACUCAGAGCCUCAGAGUUCGGGGAGCCUGCUUCUGAGCAGACAGGGAUAGCUGCUGGGAAAACUAUUGCUCAAAUAGCAACCCCAGGGUCCUGGAAGCAAGAAGAUUCUUCAGAACAAGUACAGGAGAAGUACUAUAAGAAUCCAUGUAGCAUGUUUGCUGUGGGAGAGACCAAAGCGCCAGUGGAGGAAGGCAUCCUUGAUUCGCCUAGCAAAACCAUGUCAAUUAAAGAAAGAUUGGCACUGUUGAAGAAGAGUGGUGAGGAAGACUGGAAGAGCAGAAUUAACAGAAAGCAGGAGUAUGGCAAAGCAUCUGCCAGUGACAGCCUGCACAUUCAGGAAGUGGAACAGUCGCUGAAGAAGAAGGAAGAAGGAGGAUUUACAGAUGAUAAUGACAUUUCUAAUCUGCUUUGGUGGGUCACAGAAAGUCCGGAAAGCCAGAUGACGAUCGAGGAAAGGAAGCACCUCAUCUCUGUGCGAGAGGAGGCCUGGAAGACCAAGGGCAGGGGGGCCGCCAACGACUCCACCCAGUUCACUGUGGCUGGCAAAAUGGUGAAGAAAGUACUUUUCCAGCUGACAGGAGGAAGGAGCAGAGUCAUUCACUUUGCUUGUUUAGCAUCACCCACGGCCAUAACUCCAGUAGCAUCCCCUAUUUGCAAUAAAUCAAGGGGUACUACGCCAGUUACCAAACCCCAAGAAGAUAUUGAAGCCAGACCAGAUAUGCAGUUGGAAUCAGACUUGAAGUUGGACAGGCUGGAAACCUUUCUAAGGAGGCUGAAUAACAAAGUUGGUGGGAUGCAGGAAACGAUUCUCACCGUCACCCGUAAAUCUGUUAAGGAGGUGAUGAAGUUGGAUGAUGAUGAAACCUUUGCCAAAUUUUACCGCAGCGUGGAUUGUAAUACACCAAAAAGUCCUGUGGAGCUGCAGGAGGACUUUGAUGUUAUUUUUGAUCCUUUUGCACCCAAGUUGACGUCUUCCGUGGCUGAGCACAAGCGAGCUGUGAGACCCAAACGCCGAGUCCAGGCUUCCAAGAACCCCCUGAAAAUGCUGGCAGCAAGAGAGGAUCUCCUUCAGGAGUACACUGAGCAGAGAUUAAACGUUGCCUUCAUGGAGUCAAAGAGGAUGAAAGUAGAAAAGAUGUCCUCCAACUCCAACUUCACAGAAGCUACUCUGGCUGGCUUAGCCAGUAAGGAGAACUUUAGCAGCGUCAUCCUGCGGAGCGUCAACCUGACGGAGCAGAAUUCUAACAACAGCGCGGUGCCCUAUAAGAAGCUGAUGUUGUUACAGAUCAAAGGAAGAAGACACGUACAGACAAGGCUGGUGGAACCCCGCGCCUCGUCACUCAACAGCGGGGACUGCUUCCUUCUGCUCUCUCCCCAGUUCUGCUUCCUAUGGGUGGGAGAGUUCGCAAACGUCAUUGAGAAGGCAAAGGCUUCAGAACUUGCAACUUUAAUUCAGACAAAGAGGGAACUUGGUUGUAGAGCUACAUACAUCCAGACCUUAGAAGAAGGAAUUAAUACACACACUCACGCAGCCAAAGACUUCUGGAAGCUCCUAGGUGGCCAAACCAGUUACCAAGGUGCUGGAGACCCUAAAGAAGAUGAGCUGUACGAGACAGCCAUAAUAGAAACAAACUGUAUUUACCGUUUGAUGGAUGACAAACUUGUUCCUGAUGAUAACUACUGGGGGAAAAUCCCAAAGUGCUCCCUUCUGCAACAAAAAGAGGUCCUGGUGUUUGACUUUGGUAGUGAAGUUUACGUGUGGCAUGGGAAAGAAGUCACCUUAGCACAGCGCAAAAUAGCAUUUCAGCUGGCAAAGCACUUGUGGAAUGGAACCUUCGACUAUGAGAAUUGUGACAUCAAUCCACUGGAUCCUGGAGAAUGCAAUCCACUUAUUCCCAGAAAAGGACAGGGGCGGCCUGAUUGGGCAAUAUUUGGGAGACUUACUGAACACAAUGAAACUAUUUUGUUCAAAGAGAAAUUUCUUGAUUGGACUGAACUGAAGAGACCUACUGAGAAGUGCGCUGGGGAUCUUGUCCAGCAGAAGGAAGACCCUAGGACCGACAUCAGGCCAUACGAUGUCACGCGGAUGGUGGCAGUGCCCCAGAUGACAGCUGGCACCAUCCUGGAUGGGGUGAAUAUUGGCCGUGGCUACGGCCUGGUGGAAGGGGACGACAGAAGGCACUUUGAGAUUGCCAGCAUCUCCGUGGAUGUCUGGCAUAUCCUAGAAUUCGACUACAGCAGGCUCCCCAGGCAGAGCAUCGGGCAGUUCCACGAGGGUGAUGCCUAUGUGGUCAAGUGGAAGUACAUGGUGAGCACCACAGUGGGAAGUCGACAAAAGGGAGAGCAUUCAGCAAGAGUGACUGGCAAAGAGAAAUGUGUGUAUUUCUUCUGGCAAGGCCGGCAUUCAACUGUGAGUGAGAAGGGAACCUCAGCUCUGAUGACCGUGGAGCUGGACGAGGAAAGGGGGGCCCAGGUCCAGGUUCUGCAGGGAAAGGAGCCCCCCUGUUUUCUACAGUGUUUCCAGGGGGGGAUGGUGGUGCACUCAGGGAGACGGGAAGAGGAAGAAGAAAAUGCACAAAGUGAGUGGAGACUGUACUGUGUGCGUGGAGAAGUUCCCAUGGAAGGGAAUUUGCUGGAAGUGGCCUGUCACUGUAGCAGCCUGAGGUCCAGGACUUCCAUGGUUGUUCUCAACGUAAAUAAGGCCCUCAUCUACCUGUGGCACGGGUGCAAAGCGCAAGCCCACACGAAGGAGGUUGGAAGGACUGCAGCAAAUAAAAUCAAAGAACAAUGUCCCCUGGAGGCAGGAUUGCACAGUAGCAGCAAUGUGACAAUACAUGAAUGUGACGAAGGAUCUGAGCCACUGGGAUUCUGGGACGCUUUAGGAAGGAGAGAUAGGAAAGCCUACGACUGCAUGCUUCAAGAUCCUGGCAGCUUUAACUUCGCUCCCCGCCUGUUCAUCCUCAGCAGCUCCUCUGGAGAUUUCUCAGCCACGGAGUUUGUGUACCCCGCCAGUGCCCCCACUCUGAUCAGCUCCAUGCCCUUCCUGCAGGAAGAUCUGUACAGCGCCCCGCAACCAGCACUUUUCCUUGUUGACAAUCACCAUGAGGUGUACCUCUGGCAAGGCUGGUGGCCCAUCGAGAACAAGAUCACCGGGUCUGCCCGCAUCCGCUGGGCCUCUGACCGGAAGAGCGCAAUGGAGACAGUCCUCCAAUACUCCAGAGGAAAGAAUCUCAAGAAACCACCCCCCAAGUCUUACCUUAUUCAUGCUGGUCUGGAACCCCUGACGUUCACCAACAUGUUUCCCAGCUGGGAGCACAGGGAGGACAUUGCUGAGAUCACAGAAAUGGACAUGGAAGUUUCGAAUCAGAUUAUCCUUGUGGAAGAGGUGUUGGCGAAGCUCUGUAAAACCAUUUAUCCACUGGCUGAUCUCCUCGCCAGGCCACUCCCAGAAGGAGUGGAUCCUCUAAAGCUUGAGAUUUAUCUCACGGACGAAGACUUUGAGUUUGCACUGGACAUGACAAGAGACGAAUACAACGCGCUGCCCACGUGGAAGCAGGUGAACCUCAAGAAAGCAAAAGGCCUGUUCUGAGUGGGAGAGGAACUGUGGUGGUCACUUUCAAUACCACUGGACCCGAAAAAAAAUGAAUAUUUUUUUGGACUUGUUUUUUUUUUUUUUUAAAGAAUGGUAUUUUUAAAACAGAGUUUUUCAGAACCUGACCUUAUUAACUAUUCUGCGCAUCCCAGAGUUGUGCAUUUUGUAAAUGUUUAAGAGAACUCUUUGGAAACUACCUUUCCACAGUUCAGGGGUGAUGUCAAUAAAAGCAUCGUUCAUAUGCAGAGAUUCCCCAGCAGCGGCUACAGCACUGCCCUCUUGGUCCAGCAAAAGCAUUGCCUUUUUUUUUGGUUCGUUUGUUGUUGUUGUUGUUGUUGUUUUUUGAAGCAGUUCUCUUUAUAAAAGUGUUAUUUUGAUAGUUUGUGGAUUCUAAAAUAUAUAUAUAUUUAUAUAAACACCAUAUAAAUCAAUAUGUAUUUAACAAAGCAAUAUGUAUUCAUUCACUUUUUUGUUGUUGUUUUUUGGUGUCAAAAUAUUAUUAAAAGGUAGAUGGAGUUGCUUCUGUUGAAUUAGGUCUGCCACCAAUCUGUAUGCUCACGUGCGAUCAGAAGCCUUCCUUUAGCGUUAGGUCUGACUUGUUCUGAGUACUGCUUCCGGUGCUAAAAUGAACAAAGCAUUUGUACUUAAGAGCAUGGACUUUGGCGAGUCUGUGUGAAACCAACCUUUCUACCUUAAUAUCUCCCCCAAAAUGUAUAGUGCCUUGUUUUUAUGUACAGUUUAUAUACAGAAAUGUUUGCCCUGCAUUUUUUUUUUUUUGAUGAUGAUGGUUUGGAACAUUAUUUACAGUUUUACUCUCAAAUAGUAGAAAUAAAAACAUCUCAGUUUCUAAUAACUGUUGUAAACAUUACACAUGUCAUUUUGUGACAGGACUCCCAAAUAAAGACUUCAGGAUAAUCACAACAAUUAACUGAUUUUGAUUCACAUUGAAUUCCAAGCCUGUUCUUUUAUGGGGCUGGGGGAAAGAUUUUGUUUUUUAUAAUUGUCAACCUCGUACCACUAUUUUGCCAUUAAAUAUUAGCUGUUGUAACUUUGAAUUUAGUUUAGGGCAGUAUUGUACACAAGGUCAUAAGGCUACAUAGAUAUUUGACCCAGAAAAUCAAUUCUGAGUACUAUGGUGAAGACAUAGUUUUACAGACCAUCAUCAGAAGCUUUUAACUCUAUAACUACAUACAUUUCAGUUUCAGGACCUCGGUCGGUGCCUUUCAAAAAAAAAAA
Ictidomys tridecemlineatus (thirteen-lined ground squirrel) is the source of this 8700-nucleotide messenger RNA. The record is from RefSeq and is a predicted model, not a curated record. Lineage: Eukaryota; Metazoa; Chordata; Mammalia; Rodentia; Sciuridae.